Molecule: messenger RNA, 792 nt
Organism: Siniperca chuatsi (mandarin fish)
Lineage: Eukaryota; Metazoa; Chordata; Actinopteri; Centrarchiformes; Sinipercidae
Product: myeloid-associated differentiation marker homolog
Exons: 1
Coding region: 1-792 (263 amino acids)
Cellular component (GO): membrane
Source: RefSeq, a predicted model, not a curated record
AUGGCGACCAUCCUCACUUGUAUGUCUUUUAGCCUGGUGGCAACGGUGGGACACAUCCCAUCUCCAUACUGGGUGUGGUGCAUGUUCACCUGGUGCUUCUGCUGCUUCUUCACCUUUCUCAUUCUCAUCCUGGAGUUCACCACUGUCAAUACCAAAUUACCUUUCGCCUGGGAUGACUUCACCGCUGCCUUUGCUAUGUUGGCGAGCCUCAUGUGCCUUGCCGCCUCCAUCAUCUACCCCACCUUUUUCAGCUGCAUCACCUGCCCCCGCCAGAUCAGUGCCUCUGUGGUGUCCUGGGUGUGUUUCGGUGUGUAUGCAGGCGAAGUGGCCUUAACUCGCCUUCGUCCAAGUGGGCAGAACAGUGGGUUCCUCUCCACGUUGCCUGGCAUAAUGAAGAUGCUGGAGACGUUCCUCGCCUGUCUCAUCUUCACAUCCCUGGAAAAAGACCAGUACUUCGGCUCCCCAGGACUGCAGUGGUGCGUGGCCGUGUACUCCUUGUGCUUUAUCUUUGCCAUCCUCAUAAUCCUGUUCACCCUUGGACAGCUGACCUCUUUUUUUCCAUUCUCCUUUGACAAGCUAGUGAUCAUCUAUAACAUUUUGGCAGCAGUGAUGUAUAUGACAGCUGUGGUGAUCUGGCCACUGUAUAGUUUCCACACCAAUAACUGUGUCCCCCUCUGCGACUGGAAUAAACUGGUGGUGGUCACCUUCAUGACGAUCGUCAACUUUAUUGUUUACACCCUGGACACUGUCUACUCUAUACGCCUUGUGUUCUGUGUUAGUAACCAAAACUAA